AUGAAAAAACACACAUAAACAGAGAAUUGCAGACAAAAUCAAGAAGUAAAAUAUAUUUGUUGAGAGAUUAGGGUUUUGAAACAAAAAAAUUGAAAAUUGGGUGGGUAAAUAAAUGAUGAAUGGGAAGAGAUAUCAUCAUUAUCAUCAUCAUGUGUAUGAUGAAAUGGGUGAGAUAAAGAAAGGGCCAUGGAAGGCUGAAGAAGAUGAAGUUCUGAUAAACCAUGUGAAGAAGUAUGGUCCCAGAGAUUGGAGCUCCAUUCGAUCCAAAGGCCUUUUGCAACGCACUGGCAAGUCUUGUCGCCUUCGUUGGGUUAAUAAACUCAGACCCAACUUGAAGAAUGGAGUAAAGUUUUCAGCAGAGGAGGAGAGGAUAGUGAUAGAACUUCAGGCAGAAUUUGGGAACAAGUGGGCAAGAAUAGCUACGUAUUUGCCGGGAAGGACGGACAAUGAUGUGAAGAAUUUCUGGAGCAGUAGGCAGAAGAGAUUGGCCAGGAUUCUGCAGACACCCACAACAUCAUCCAAAUUAGAGAAGAACAGAAGUGCAGUUGCUGUUCUUCAUCAUGCACCAUCUCUGGAGGCACCCAAGUUCAGUUCUUCAACAGAAGAAGAAUCGUCCUCUAAGUCCCAGUUUUGCUCAUCGUCGCACUUUGAUAACUCUGAAAUGAUCAAAAUGGUGCCUUUACCUGACCUAAUGAACCCCAACUUGCUUAAUUUUGAUCCUAACCUUCUUCAAUUACAGUUCACCCCUUCUGAGGAGAAUAUAUGCAAUGAGUCACAACCACAGUUCCCAUUCAGUGUGCUUCCGCCACCACUCCAAUCCGUCCUACCACUAUCGUUUGAAAGCCAAGAACUUGUUACUAGGCUCGAGGAUCCUAACUUCUUGGAUGCGUUUGGGCAUGCCGAUGCUUCUGAACUUGGAAGUGUAGCACACAUUCAACUAGUGCAGCCAUAUUGUGGACAGGAAGGAGAUUGUCAAAAUGGCGGUAGGGGGGAAAAUGACAACCCCAUGACACCAGACAGCUUCUUCGAUGACUUCCCAGCAGACAUGUUUGAUCAUAUUGAGCCACUUCCAAGCCCAUCAGAUUGGUGAUUUGUUGAUUUACUCUUUUUAGUUACAAAUUUGAUGAAGUGUUGUAUGAAAACGUUACGUUACUGCUAUUCUUUGUACUUCCUGCUGAUCUAGAAUUGAUAAUUUCACUCUUAUUUUUCAUGGAUCGACUCAUUUGACAUAUAAAUUUGU
Messenger RNA from Cornus florida, 1240 nucleotides. RefSeq names its product transcription factor DUO1. The record is from RefSeq and is a predicted model, not a curated record. Bases 113 to 1090 code for a protein of 325 amino acids. The transcript is spliced from 3 exons. Lineage: Eukaryota; Viridiplantae; Streptophyta; Magnoliopsida; Cornales; Cornaceae.